ACCUCUAUAAAUAGAAGACAAACAGAUCCUCAUAAACAACAAAGCAAAAUAAAUUUCAACCAACUUAAGUCCGAAAAGCUUCCGAAGUAUCCAAAGACAUGGAAAAGACUGUCAAAUCAGCACUGUUGGUACUCCUCUUUGUUAUUGCAAUUGGUUUACCAGUGGGUCAAUCGUGUUCCAGCUCAUACGACUGCAGAAUAACAGGAUGCCCCUGUGUUAAUAGUGAGUGUAAAUGCUCGUACCAAACAACAAAUAUAAACUCACAAGUGCCACCAAAGCCACCAACAGCAAAUAUAAACUCACGAGUGCCACCAAAGCCACCAACAGCAAAUAUAAACUCACGAGUGCCACCAAAGCCACCAACAGUAAAUAUAAACUCACGAGUGCCACCAAAGCCACCAACAGCAAAUAUAAUAAACUCACAAGUGCCACCAAAGCCACCAACAUCCCAUCGAAAGGUGCAGAGUCCCCAUCUGCCAUGAUGGAGCCGAAAUAUCUGAUACACCCCUGAGACAAGAUGCUCCCUUUAGAAUAAACUUGACUACAAUAAGAUGCUCCCUCUAGAAUAAACAUGACUACAAUAAGACAGGAACAUAAAUUGCUAUGUAGAAUCAUGGCAGUUUAUUAAGAAUUAUUACUAUCUGUAUGUUAAGGUUUAUGUAAGCUGGAGGGCUAUCUUCAAAAGAAUUAAUGGCAAUCUAUGCUCAGACAUGCAAGUUUACAUUUGCAUGUUAAAAGUGCAGUGUAAGAUGAAAUAACAAUAACUUUCUUUGUAAAUUCAUCA
Messenger RNA from Chenopodium quinoa (quinoa), 784 nucleotides. Its product is annotated as arp2/3 complex-activating protein rickA-like. Bases 99 to 482 code for a protein of 127 amino acids. The record is from RefSeq and is a predicted model, not a curated record. The transcript is spliced from 2 exons. Lineage: Eukaryota; Viridiplantae; Streptophyta; Magnoliopsida; Caryophyllales; Amaranthaceae.